Messenger RNA from Aspergillus ruber CBS 135680, 1122 nucleotides. Its product is annotated as SDR family oxidoreductase. NCBI's taxonomy places the organism in Eukaryota, Fungi, Ascomycota, Eurotiomycetes, Eurotiales, Aspergillaceae. The coding region runs from base 1 to 1122 and encodes 373 amino acids. The transcript has 4 exons. The record is from RefSeq and is a predicted model, not a curated record.
AUGAGCAAUUCCGUUCAUGCGCCGCCCUCGAGUAGGGUUGCAUUUGUCACCGGUGUCAACGGCAUCAGUGGCCAUGCUAUUGUCGAACAUCUGAUUCGGACACCCAAGUCUGAGUGGUCCCGAAUCAUCAUCACUUCGCGCAAGCCAUCAAGCAACUACUGGGUUGACCCCCGAGUCACCUUCAUCGGUAUCAACUUCCUGGACUCUCAGGAAGCAAUUGUGGAGAAGAUGAAUUUUGUGUGCAAGGAUGUUACCCAUGCAUUCUUCACAUCGUACGCUCACAAUAGUGAUCUCAGCAAACUCCCUGAAAGGAACAAUCCGCUAUUCCGCAACUUUCUGGAAGCAAUCGAUGUAGCGUGUCCGAAGCUUCAACGUAUGUGUUUGCAAACUGGUGGAAAGCACUAUGGAGUUCAAUUCCAGAACUUCAACAUGCCUUGCCAUGAGGAUAGCCCACGAUACGAUGGUCCGGGAAGCGAAACGAUCUUCUAUUACAAACAGGAGGACGAUCUCUUCGAAAUCCAGAAACUUUCCGGUAUAAACGAAGCCCUCCCAAUCGCUCAAUACUUCCUUAUCUGCCGUGAACUCGGCCAGAGCCCAAAAUGGCCCGGAAACAUGAAUGGCUACCAUCGAGUCGACGACCAGUGCUACGCCCCCAGUGUCGCCGAUCUAACCGUCUGGGCUGCAACGCAAAACCACUGCAAAGACGAGGCCUUCGACCAUUCUAACGGCGACGCAAUAGUAUGGCGGUUCUUCUGGACCAUGUUCGCGCAGUACUAUCAGGUCCCGAUGGAUGGCUCCGAAGCCCCCAGCGACGACAACAAACCUCAGAUGGAUCUUGUUGAGUGGGCACAGGAUAAGAGUACUGUUUGGGAAAGUGUUGUGGAUAAGUAUGGUGGUAAUUCUAAUUCAUUCCAGGUGCAUGGGUUUGCGAUGAUGAACUGGCUGUUCUGUCCGAGUACGCCGGGGGCGCCGUUUAUGAGUACUACAGUGAAGGCGAGAAGGCUUGGAUGGGAUCGUAUUGAUGAUACUUACGAGGCGUGGGUUAGUACGUUCCGGUCGUAUGAGAAUGCUGGUGUUUUGCCCAGUCCAGAUCGUGUUCCCAAAAUGGGACAUUCUAAAUGA